GCGGCGGCCUCCUCCUUCCCUCUCGCCCCGAGGGGCCUCUCCGCGCGCUGCCUUCCCACAGUGCCUUGCGGGGGGAGGCCGCGCUUCCUGUCAGCCGCCAGCCAGCCGGAGGCGGCGGCGGGUUUGGUUGGUUGGUGGGCGGGGCAGGGAAAGUUUAGCGUGUUGCUUUUGUGUGUGUGUGCGUGUGUCUGAGGGAGAGCCCAGCGAGAGGCCGCUUCGUCCCCUGCCUCGCCUCGCCCUGACAGACCCGCCGGCCGCCAUGGAGCCCGUGCAGGGUGGCGGCGUCGGUCGUGGCCGCGGCAUUCGUGGCGCCGGGGGGAGGCGGCGCGGGCCGCGGCGGGGGCUGUGAGGGGUCGCGGGCCGGAGUGAGGGGGAUGCUGUCCCGGAAGAAGACUCGGGCCGAGCUCUCCAAGCCGGGCGAGGUGCAGGGCAAGUACGUGAUCAAGGAGACCAGCCCCUUGCUCCGCAAUCUGAUGCCUUCAUUCAUCCGUCAUGGGCCAACCAUUCCAAGACGAACAGAUCUCUGCCUUCUAGAUUCAGGUUCUUCUGCCUACCCAGCGGGUGGGGAUGGAGCAAGUUCCAGAAACCAGAAUUUCCUUCGAACUCCAGUGCAAAGGCCUCCUCAGGAGAUAAUGAGGCGGGAAAGCAACAGGCUCUCCGCCCCUUCCUACCUUGCCAGGAGCCUGGCCGAGGUUCCCCGCGAAUACGGCUUAUCUUCACAGUCCUUUUUAACGGAGGCCAAUUCUGUUACGGAAAAUGGAGACACCGGCUCCCGUUACUAUUAUGACCACUUUUAUAAUGGCCAGAGACGGCACCAUCUGGGGGAUCAUGUGCAGGAGGAAUAUCGAUACUAUGAACAUAAUGCUGACCUUGUCCAAAGGAUGUCACAGAACCAGGGAAGACACAGUUCAGGCAUUGGGCGGACAGCGGCUACAUCGUUAGGAAACUUAACAAACCACAGCUCGGAAGAUUCACCUCUCCCUCCGGGCUGGUCAGUGGACUGGACUCUUAGAGGAAGGAAGUACUACAUAGACCACAACACGAACACAACACACUGGAGCCAUCCGCUUGAGCGAGAGGGGCUGCCCCCCGGAUGGGAACGGGUGGAAUCAGCUGAGUUUGGCAUGUACUAUGUUGACCACAUCAAUAAAAGAGCACAGUACAAGCACCCCUGUGCCCCCAGCGUUCCCCGUUAUGAUCAACCGCCACCUGUGACAUAUCAGCCGCAGCAAGCUGAGAGAAACCAGCCUAUCCUAGUGCCUGCAAAUCCAUACCACACUGCAGAGAUCCCGGACUGGCUGCAAGUCUAUGCCAGGGCUCCUGUAAAAUACGACCACAUCUUGAAGUGGGAGCUCUUCCAGUUAGCUGACCUGGAUACCUACCAGGGGAUGCUGAAACUGCUCUUCAUGAAGGAACUGGAGCGGAUAGUGAAGCUGUACGAAGCGUACCGGCAAGCCCUGCUCACGGAGCUGGAGAACCGCAAGCAAAGGCAGCAGUGGUAUGCGCAGCAGCACGGCAAGAAUUUCUAAGCUUGCUCUCUUUCACAAUGGACUUUGAGAGCUCUUGGGACUUUAAGGGACUCCUCACACUCCUUCAAAAAUGGUGAACAAAUGCUCGAUUGGUUUAAAAGGCAGCUUUUCUUUUGUUGAUCUUGGCACCUUUUGUAAUUAUAUUCUUUGUGUAUCAUGUUUAUUGAAUACAAAAGAUGUUUGUUAUAUUCUAUAAAAAAGUUAGUUUAUUAUUCUGAGAGCCACAAUGGAGGGAAAAAUAUAAGGAAAACUACAUUUUUUUAAUUGUUUGGUAUCUUUUGCCCCCUAGCAAUUGGUUGCAUCUUUGAGAAGCAAAUUGUUUUUCAAAUGAUGUCAUCGUAAGUAAUGUCCUGAAAGUAGAUUGUCCUAUAAACAAAACCCUAAUUCCUGCCUUACAGCUGAUGAUCUCGUGGAUCAUCUGGUCUCCAGGGGAAAGGGAGAUUCUGUUCUUGUGCUGCAGAAGAGUUGCAGCGUUCAGAGCUUUAAUAUGUAAAAUGUCCACAUGAUCUUUUAGUAAAAGCAUGGUUCUGUUGGACCCAAGCAAUUAAUAAACAACUGCCUUAUUCUGACUGUUAAGCAUAGUUCUGGUUUGCCAUAGGUCUGCACAGGGGCAUUCUGCCACAUGAAGGCUGGCGAACUGAGAUGCCUGACUUAGCCAUUUGGAGCAAGUCUUGUCAAAACUUUAUCCAGUGGCAAAGUUGCCUUUAUGUCUCAUUCACAUUUUGAUUCAUUUGUCAUCUUGCAAUGUUUAUGAAAGUUCUGUAACAUUUAUGUCCUGUAAAUUUCAGCAGUCAAAUAAACUUCUGUUUUUGUUUAA
Molecule: messenger RNA, 2346 nt
Organism: Rhineura floridana
Lineage: Eukaryota; Metazoa; Chordata; Lepidosauria; Squamata; Rhineuridae
Gene: SAV1
Product: salvador family WW domain containing protein 1
Exons: 5
Coding region: 375-1529 (384 amino acids)
Biological process (GO): apoptotic process; regulation of cell population proliferation; hippo signaling
Molecular function (GO): protein binding; molecular adaptor activity
Source: RefSeq, a predicted model, not a curated record